GUCGAGCCGCAGCUGGCCUGCCGUGCCGAUCGCUCUGCUCAGUGGAGGUCCUACUGCCAGCCGUGACGAGUGAAAUGUGCUUGUGCUGUAGUGUUGUGUGCCUGCCCGAGUGUUGUGAGUGCAGUUUAGUGUUUUAGUGUAACCGACCACCAAAAAGGAAUACAAUUUUGUUAUUGUUAUUUGGUUUAUCUGUGAUUUCGGUGUUACUGUGAUACCAUUACAUUUGAAGGAAUAUACUUACGCCCAUUAUUUUGGAUAAUCACGUGUUUUCUGUUGAUGGAGCUACGCAUAUUUCGCACACGGAGGUUAGUGUCGUCCAUUUUGAAUGGUUUUUGAGAUAAGAUGGUUGUGGGGGGCGGGCCGGGGUCAGCACGGCCCUCAACACUCGGCUCGGCUCCCUCAUGGCUGGCCCAAUGAGAGACAACUCGCUGGACUGCAGCCACCGAACCAAGGUGGCAGACCCCAGGGCGGCGACGGCGGCCAAAGCGGAGACCAACUUCGAGUACGAUGACAACGAGUGGGACAUCGGCAUCGGAGACCUCAUCAUAGAUUUGGAUGCUGAUAUAGAGAAGACCAACGAGCGGACGAGCGGAGGUGGGCCCAUGGCUUCGGCGGCAAGCGGCCCGCCUACCAAGGGCAAAUUGGCAGUGGAGCAUUCGGCCACCGUAGACAAGGGGUUGAAGAUGAAGAUCAAGCGGACUAAGCCCGGUACCAAGACAUCUGAGGCAAAACAUGAAAUUGUCAAGAGUGGUGAGCAGCAGAACGGUAGCACGAACAGUGGGGAGAAACAUGCGGGUAAUAGUGCGAGUGCAAGUGCUAGUGCGAGUGCGGGAGUGAAACGUAACUCGAGUGGCCACAGGAGGGACAAGGCCCGUGACAAACACGAAGUGAAUGGUGUGGUGCGACCUGGUGGUGUACAAAGAGUGGUGUUCCCAGUGACUGUGUCGGGGCCCGGGCCCCCCAAUCCCCCCGUGAGUGAACCCCCACCUGUGCCCUCCCCUGCACCUGCCACCCCCCCAGCCAUCCAACCACCUCCCGCCAUAGAGGAGCCAAAGCCUGUGCCUGUGUCGCCUACGGCAGCGGCUCCCACCUCACCUCCGCCACCGCCCAAGAAGGUGAAGACCUCCUGUCCUUCUGAUAUCAGCAAGGAGAUGGUGGAUGUGUGUGUGGGGACCAGCGUGGGGACCAUCACGGACCCUGACUGCCUGGGACCAUGUGAGCCGGGGACUAGUGUCACAUUGGAAGGCAUUGUUUGGCAUGAGACUGAAGGAGUGUUGGUGGUCAAUGUGACGUGGAGAGGGAAGACUUAUGUGGGAACACUACUAGACUGCACCAGGCACGACUGGGCACCUCCUAGGUUCUGUGAUUCCCCAACUAGUGACUUGGACGCAAGAACGCCGAAGGGACGAGGGAAGCGUGGGCGUCAAGCCACCACAAAUACGACGACAAGUAAUGACUUAAGCAACUUCACUGAGACAAGGUCUUCGGUCCACAGCAAACUGAGGAGUAACAACAAUGGAGGAGCUAAAGGGAGGAGAAAUCCCGGGGGCCCAGCAUCACCCACCCCCUUUGUGCCUCCUAAGCCUGACACCACACCCGGCAAGAGGAAACCUAAAGCCCCUGAAGAAGAAGCUCCGGCGAAAAAGAGUAAACCUCCAGUUGUGGCCCCAGCACCACCACCACCACCUGUCACUACAGUCCCUACUACUCAGACGCAGACUUCUUCUUCAUCGUCCUCAUCUAGUCCUCCUCCCUCUCCUGUGCUGCUUGAGUGCCCAGAGCCCAACUGCUCCAAAAAGUACAAACACAUUAAUGGACUGAAGUACCAUCAAUCACAUGCGCACGGCAACGCAGAUGAUGAGGAAACAAAAGAAUCAGCCGGAAGUCUGUCAGAAGCAGAAGAAGAGCCUAGUCCUGCUCCUGUGGUGAAAAAGGAAGGAGAGCCAUCUCCAGCUGAAGUCACUGCUCCAGAAACACCCACACCAACUCUGAUGGAAGUUCCCCUUCCAUCACCCCAGCAGCCCCCUUCCACUCCUACCCCAACCCCUACUCCUGAGGUAGAAGCCCCACCCCAACCGUCCACUCCAGACAAAUCUGUUAUCAAGCCAGGAGUAUUGAGGUUUGGAACACAGGAAGAAGCUCUGUUAACUAUUCCAACAGUGCCACCUUCAACAAGGCCUGUCCAAACAACUACUUCUCUCCAACCAUCAUCUCCCAGACAGCCUUCUCCAGCUCCUAAUCCUCAGACUCCUAUACAGCUUGUAAUCCAACCCCAGACUCAGCCAGUUACACCACAUGUUGUCCAGAUCGCACAAUCCCUUGCCCAGCAGAAUCCUGCAAUCAAUGCCAAGGUUCCUCAGUUCAAAGUCAAACCUACCUCAGUCUUGAUGCCGGAUGAUAAGAAAAUUGUUAAACCUCCCAACCACAAGAAGAAGAGUAGGAAAUCUCCAGCAGGCAGUCCUCAUCCUCAUCCACAUCUUCUAGAACCACAGCCAUUGGGACUGGAGCCAGGAGGUAGAGAGGAUGUACAGUCACCAGCAUACUCAGAUAUCUCAGACGACGGUGCACCUGUCUUAGACCCCGAAGUAGAUGGUUCUAAGAGCAAACCAACAACAGGAGACAAAAAAGUGGAUGUAAACCCUGGUCAGUCUCCACAUUCUAUACAGCACUACAACAUGUAUCCAUACUAUGGCCAACCCCCAUACCUGGUGCCAUCAGUCACGACCGACAACAAGCCCAAGGACAACACUAAUGAUAAAAGUUUGGAGGCAAAGCCAGGUUUAGAAAAGGAGAAAAAGGAAGGUAACAAUGUAGGUGGGGAAUUCCAGCAAAAGAUGUUGCCUCAGCAUUACUAUCCCUACGGUUAUGUUCCCAGCUAUCCUUAUAACUUAGAACCUGGCUAUUCAGUGCCGAUGGUUGCCGGUGAGGAAAAAACUCCUGUGAUAAAAGAAGAAAAAAGCCCUGGACCUAAUGAAAAUAUAAAGCAAAAUAUUCCUCCAGUGUCCACGACGCUACAUGUUCCAAACCCUAAUAAAAUAAAAACGGAACCUGGAACAAAAGAAAAGCAUCCCAAUGAAAACCAUCAGAUUUUGAAGGAGAGUAUCGAGAUGAAAAAUCAGAUGAGUCCUGCGUACUUGUACUCAAGACCUCAGCAACAACAGACUCAAGGCGUUCAACAGCAAGAUGAGAUGAGAAGGUAUUACAUUUAUCCUGAAAGGAGGAAAGACCACUCGGGACAAUCUGAGAACAAUCCUGGACUGAAGGCUACACCACCUCCACAGCCGAAACAGUCCGCACCAGCACCAAGUCCUAAACACAAAGACAAACCAACAGUGGAAGACAAAAAGGAAGAGAAAGUGAAGCAAGAAGGUGUGAAGCCCACAAUGGAAACACAAGGGCCUCCUCCUCCACCUACAUCUUCUUAUGCGUACAUCCACCCAGGCUACAUGCAAUCACCACACUAUGGUGCGAUCCCAUUUGAUCCCAGCCACUCCAUGUAUGCUCGUGGUAUCAAUCCUAUGAUAGUACCCAGCCCUUAUCCCAACAACCCCUAUAUUCACCCCCAGCUGCACCCACCCAUGCCAAGAUAUCACGCACCAGAAGACCUCUCCCGCCCACCUCCUGGUGGUCCAAAGGCUCUGGACCUACUUCAACACCACGCCAACCAGUACUACACUUCACAUAAAAUACACGAACUGCAGGAGCGGGCAUUAAAGUCUCCCACACCAAAGGCAACGGUGGCCAGUGCUUCUCCAUCGGCAGAGAGACAGAAUGUGGGUGCAAUCACGGGCCCUCAGGGUACUCCCACAUCGACCAACUCGUCACAGCCUCCUGCGGCGACGGGAAAGUCCGGGGCGGGAGAUAGCAAAGAGGCUCGCUCUCCCCCGCCACAACGCCACGUGCACACGCACCACCACACCCACGUAGGCCUGGGGUACCCCAUCCUAACCGGACAAUACCCGGCGCCGUACGGAGCGGCUGUGCUCGCGUCACAACAGGCAGCGGCAGUCGCCUCCUCCGUCAUCUCCCCAUACUCCCCCAAGUGAGCUACAUUCCACCCCCACACCGCUACUAUAUUUUUUGUAGUUUUGUAAUAAUCGAUUAGCCUCUAAGUCUGUAAACAUCUCUGUACAUUACUGUACCCCGAUAGUCGUUAUAGUGUGGCCGAUAUAUUCUAUGUGUAAAUAUUGUACAAAAAGUAACAUAAGUUGAACGGUAUUAUUUUUCAAUUCUCCUUAGAGUAUAUAGGUGAAUCGCGAUAGAUGUCUCCACAAGUGUCGCGCUUUCCAGUUUUAGUGGGACGCCCGACCAGACGCCGGAAGAGAACGGUUGGCCGCCGGUUGGGUCGGUCGGCAAACCGGUCACUACCGGCAGCUUGUAGCCGUUUGAUGUACCUAAGCUUCUCUAGAGCGACCGGGCGGCUCUGCCUGACCCCUCGGUAACACGUUAUCAUUUACAAAAUUACAGUACUACACAGUAUGUUUGCGAAGCUAUGUAAUGACUAAUACGUACUAUAUAAUGCUGUUUUCAACUAUUCGAUGUAUGUAUAAUCGAUAGGAAGGUAAUCCUCAUUGUUAUAAUAGAUUUGGAUAAUACACUUAAUCUAUUUACUGACUUAAAGGUUGACAAACAAAAUUAUGUAUUUUGAAUACACGAGAAAACAUUAUAUUAAUGGUUUGAAUGUCUGUUACGAUGGUGGUUAAGGCUUAAGACCAAAAUGUACAGGAAAAAGAUUUCAAAUUAAAACUAUUAUUUCUUGGGAAAA
Homalodisca vitripennis (glassy-winged sharpshooter) is the source of this 4765-nucleotide messenger RNA. Its product is annotated as zinc finger protein 608-like. The record is from RefSeq and is a predicted model, not a curated record. Gene Ontology annotation, biological process: regulation of transcription by RNA polymerase II. NCBI's taxonomy places the organism in Eukaryota, Metazoa, Arthropoda, Insecta, Hemiptera, Cicadellidae. Bases 402 to 4046 code for a protein of 1214 amino acids. Gene Ontology annotation, cellular component: nucleus. The transcript is spliced from 8 exons.